AUGACCACCCAACCACCCACCCUCCCCAAAACAAUGCACGGCGUCCUCCUAACCGGCCACGGCGGCCUCGAGAAACUAUCGUACCGCACCGACCUCCCCAUCCCCACGAUUGCCCCCAACGAAGUUCUAAUCCGCGUCACCGCCGCCGGCAUCAACAACACCGACAUCAACACUCGCAUCGGCUGGUACUCCAAAAGCGUCACGAGCAGCACCUCAGCCGCCUCAAACCCCCAAACCCAAUCACCCUCCUCCACCUCCAACGAAGACGCAAGCUGGACCGGCGCCCCCCUGCAAUUCCCCCGCAUCCAAGGCGCAGACUGCUGCGGCUACAUCGCCGCCGUGGGCACCAACGUGGACGCUUCGCGUAUCGGCGAGCGCGUCCUCGUGCGCAACAUGCUGCGUUCGUACGUCGACUACCGGCCCUUCGAGUGCUGGACGCUGGGCUCCGAGUGCGACGGCGCGUUUGCGCAGUAUAUGAAGGCGCCGGCUGCUGAGACGUAUAGAGUGGAGUGUGCGUGGUCGGAUGUAGAGUUGGGGAGCGUGCCGUGUGCGUUUUCUACUGCGGAGGGGAUGCUGCAUAGGAGUAAAGUUGUUCAUGGCGAGUGCGUGCUUGUUACGGGUGCGGGCGGUGGGGUUGGGGCUGCGGCUGUGCAGUUGGCGAAGAGGAGGGGCGCGAGGGUCGUUGCUGUUGCGGGGAGGGAGAAGAUGGAGGGGUUGUUGGCGUUGGGUGCUGACGAGGUUGUUCCCCGUGGAGACAGUUUGGUGGAGAAACUGGAUGCCAUGAGCGUGGACGUCGUGCUGGAUGUUGUUGCUGGGCCGGCGUUUUCGGAGCUCCUGCAUGUGCUGAAGAAGGGAGGGCGGUAUGCGACUGCGGGAGCUAUAGCUGGGCCGAUUGUCGAGCUGGAUGUUAGGACGUUGUACUUGAAGGAUUUGAGCUUCUUUGGGUGCGCGUUUCAGGACGACGAGGUGUUUGAGAAUCUUGUUGGGUAUAUUGAGAGGGGCGAGAUCAAGCCGCAUGUUGGGCAGGUGUUUAAGCUUAGGGAUAUCGCGAAGGCGCAGGAGGUAUUCCAGAUGAAGACUACGAGCGGGAAGUUGGUGCUGGAGGUAGAGUAG
Ascochyta rabiei is the source of this 1113-nucleotide messenger RNA. RefSeq names its product Alcohol dehydrogenase. The record is from RefSeq and is a predicted model, not a curated record. Gene Ontology annotation, molecular function: oxidoreductase activity; zinc ion binding. NCBI's taxonomy places the organism in Eukaryota, Fungi, Ascomycota, Dothideomycetes, Pleosporales, Didymellaceae. The coding region runs from base 1 to 1113 and encodes 370 amino acids. The transcript has a single exon.